Arabis nemorensis is the source of this 1098-nucleotide messenger RNA. Lineage: Eukaryota; Viridiplantae; Streptophyta; Magnoliopsida; Brassicales; Brassicaceae. The record is from the annotation of a GenBank genome assembly.
AUGUACAAGAAACUAAGGAAACAGAGACCAUUGUUAACUCCUGAUGUUAUCAUUACAUCUGUAGGAACUGAAAUAGCUUAUGGUAACUCAAUGGUUCUUGAUGAUAAUUGGGUUGAAAUCAUGAACAAUAAAUGGAACCGAAGAAUCGUCGAAGAAGAAACUAAAAAGUUCCCUGAGUUAACUCUUCAGUCAGAAACUGAACAGAUGCCAUUCAAGGUUAGCUUUCAUGUUGACAAGAGUAAGGUUAAGGAAGUGACUAAGGAGUUAUAUCAACGGUUGGAGAAACGUGGGUUGGAAAUCAAAAUAAUUUUCAGUGGAGGAAUAGCUUUGGAUGUUUUACCACAAAGUGGAGGAAAAGGACAGGCUCUUGCUUAUCUGUUAAAGAAGUUAAAGAUUGAAGGAAAACUUCCAGUUAAUACUCUUGCUUGUGGAGAUUCCGGAAAUGACACUGAGCUAUUUACCAUUCCUAAUGUGUAUGGUGUAAUGGUAAGCAAUGCUCAAGAAGAGUUGUUGGAAUGGCAUGCUGAAAAUGCGAAAGACAAUUCGAACAUAAUCCACGCGAGUGAGAGGUGCGCGGGUGGGAUUAUACAAGCGAUUGGUCAUUUUAAACUCGGUCCAAACCUUUCUCCGAGAGAUGUUUCUGACUUCUUGAAAUGCAAAGCGGAUAAUGUGAAUCCCAGUCACGAGGCUGUGAAGUUUUUCUUGUUCUAUGAGAGAUGGAGAAGAGGUGAAGUUGAAAAAUGCGAGAUAUACACAACAAGUCUCAAAGCUUCAUGUCAUCCGGCUGGUGUCUUUGUUCAUCCAUCUGGUUCUGAAAAAUCUCUUAGAGAUACCAUUGAUGAGCUUGGGAAGUAUCAUGGAGACAAAAAAGACAAGAAGUUUCGGGUUUGGACAGAUCAAGUCUUAGCAACAGACACUACUCCUGGUACUUGGAUAGUAAAGCUUGAUAAAUGGGAACAAACUGGAGAUGAAAGGAAAUGCUGCACAACUACUGUCAAAUUCACAUCAAAGGAAAAUGAAGGAUUUGUGUGGGAAAAUGUGCAACAAACAUGGUCGGAGGAAUCAGAGGUUAAAGAUGAUAGUAACUGGAUCAUUUGA